GGUUGGAGUCAGAUCAGCCCUGUAAUGGUCUCUGGUUAUCAGCUGCUGUUCGCCUCCUUUAAGUGGCAAUGUUACCUUAUAACCAUGUUCCAGCCAGGGCUAAUAGAGGGGCUGCAGCAAUGGUAACACUGUGGCCAAGCUGCUAGCUUCAGCCUAUUUACAGCAAAGCGCGGGGACAGCCGCCCCUUUAGCACCUAGGUGUGUGUGUGUGUGGGGAGGGGGGGUUACAUGGAUUUAUUAUCUGCCCAGGAAGAGGUACAUCAUCUGUCUAUAGUCAACUGCUUGCAAUGCUUUUGGGGGCUGGGUGAUUAAGGGCAAGAUUUUGUCUAAAUCUGACCAGCUCUGCCUGCCAGGAGGGGGGGAAAAAGCAUCUGCCCUACUUAAAACAAACAAACAAACAAAAAAUCACCACUAGGAGUGGAUUAUUUUUAUUGGCUGGAAUCAAGAAAGGCGGGGGGGGAUUGGACCUUGACAACAACAUCACCUUUAAUCAUAAUACAAUUAUUUCUCUGGAGAGAUGAAGAAGUUUUUUGACUCUCGUCGAGAGCAGGGCGGUUCUGGCCCUGGUUCUGGUACCAGUGGAGGAAGUGGCAGUAAUACAGUGGCAGGGAGUGGGUACAUUGGUAGGGUGUUCCAUAUUGGAAGAUACCAGGUGACGGUGGAUGAAGUGCUGGCUGAAGGUGGAUUUGCUAUUGUGUUUCUGGUGAGGACUAACAAUGGGAUGAAAUGUGCCCUGAAACGAAUGUACGUCAACAAUGAGCACGAUUUGCAAGUCUGCAAAAGAGAGAUUCAGAUCAUGAGGGAUCUAUCUGGACACAAGAACAUUGUUGGAUACAUUGAUUCUAGUAUAAACUCAGUGAGCAGUGGUGACGUGUGGGAAGUCUUGAUUCUAAUGGACUUUUGCAGAGGAGGUCAGGUGGUGAACCUGAUGAACCAACGCCUGCAGACGGGAUUCACAGAGAAUGAAGUCUUGCAGAUCUUUUGUGAUACCUGUGAAGCUGUAGCAAGGUUGCACCAAUGUAAAACGCCUAUAAUCCACAGGGAUCUGAAGGUUGAAAAUAUCCUGCUACAUGAUCGUGGCCAUUAUGUCCUGUGUGAUUUUGGAAGUGCCACCAACAAAUUCCAGAACCCUCAAACUGAAGGAGUGAAUGCAGUAGAAGAGGAGAUCAAGAAGUACACCACAUUAUCCUAUAGAGCACCAGAAAUGGUCAACCUGUAUAGCGGCAAACUUAUUACUACAAAAGCAGAUAUAUGGGCCCUCGGUUGUUUACUGUACAAAUUGUGUUACUUUACUUUACCAUUUGGGGAGAGUCAGGUGGCAAUUUGUGAUGGAAACUUCACCAUUCCGGACAACUCUCGCUACUCCCAAGACAUGCACUGUCUCAUACGAUAUAUGCUUGAACCAGACCCCGACAAGAGACCUGAUAUUUACCAGGUCUCCUACUUUGCAUUCAAGUUAACAAAGAGGGAGUGCCCCAUCCCAAACGUACAGAAUUCUCCAAUCCCUGCUAAGCUCCCGGAACCAGUGAAAGCUAGUGAAGCAGCUGCAAAAAAGAGCCAGCCAAAAGCCAGGCUGACUGAUCCCAUUCCUCCAAUGGAAACCUCCAUAGCUCCACGUCAGAGACCCAAAGCAGGACAGACACAACCCAACCCUGGAAUUCUGCCUAUUCAGCCAGCCCUCACCCCUAGAAAGAGGCCCACGGCCCAAGCAGCCAUCCAGCCACAAGUUGCAGGCCCUGCUGCUUUGGGUGGUGGUCAGCCCUCACUUCCUGCAAGCGUUCAGCAGCCCAAAGCGCCACCUCCGCAAACUCAACCACAGCCUGCCCCUCAGCCCCAGCCCAAGCAGCCGCCCGCUCCUCAGCAGACCCCAGUAGCCCAGCCGCCAGUCCCUUCUACUCAGCCGCAGGCCACGCCUCAGCAUCAGCAGCAGCUCUUCCUGAAGCAGCAGCUACUGCAGCAGCAACAGCAGAUGAUGCAAGCUCAGCAGUUCCAAGCGAUGCAGCAGCCAGCCAUGUCGCAGUUUCAAGUGAUCCAGCAGGGAGCGCCGGCGCAGCAGCAACUGAUGCAGAACUAUUACCAGCAGCAGCUGAUCGCGCAGCAGGCAGCCAUGCAACAGAAGACAACAGUAGUGGCGGCUCAGCCAAAGCAACAGGCUCCAGUGCCGCAGCAGCCACAGGCUGCAGUCCAGCCAGCACCUGUGCAGGAGCAAGUGAAGCAGGCCCCAAUAAGGCAACAGCAAAAGCCUCAAACGACACCGCCUUCAGCUGUUCAGGGGCAAAAGCUGGGCUCCCUCACCCCUCCGUCCUCCCCCAAGACGCAGCGCGCGGGACACAGGAGGAUUCUGAGUGACGUGACGCACAGCGCGGUUUUCGGGGUCCCAGUCAGCAAAUCUACCCAGCUCCUGCAGGCAGCUGCUGCCGAGGCCAGUCUCAACAAGUCCAAGUCUGCAUCCACGACACCGUCUGGCUCCCCUAGGACCUCACAGCAGAACGUCUACAAUCCACCGGAUGUCUCCACGUGGAACCCGUUCGAUGACGAUAACUUCUCCAAACUCACAGCAGAGGAGCUGCUGAACAAGGACUUUGCAAAACUGAGCGACGGUAAACCUCCAGAGAAGCUUGGCAGCUCCACAGAGAAUUUGAUUCCAGGCUUUCAACCAGCUCCCUCUACAACACAGGCAGAUGCUUUCGGUUCUUCUUCCUUUACAGCUGCAUCAGCUGAAAAAACAAAAGACAUCCUGAGUCUGGACACUAGCCCUCCGCUUCUGGCUGUGCCUGAUCCUUUCAUUCCUCUUCCGUUAUCCGACACACCAGAAAAACUGAUUGAGGGUCUCAAAUCUCCCGAGACUGCGCUUCUGCUCCCUGAUAUCCUGCCUCUAGCUGACCCCUUCGGUUGCACCUCUGAUGCUGUGAAUGGAAAAGAUGAUAUACCUGUUGAGAGUCUCAUACCUGGCCUGGAGGCUCCACUGCCCCAGCACCUCGCUUCCCAGACCGACUCAGUUGCUUCUAACAGAACAGACUCUCUCACUGGGGAAGAUUCUCUACUUGACUGCUCUCUGCUUUCUAACCCCGCUGCUGACCUCUUGGACGAGUUUGCUCCUAUAGCUAUUUCAGCUCAAGUUCACAAAGAAGAUACUAAUCUGAUAUCAGGCUUUGAUGUUCCUGAGGGCUCUGAAAAGGUGGCAGAAGAUGAGUUUGACCCUAUCCCAGUGUUGAUAUCCAAAAAUUCACAAGGUUUGCAGAGGGAACAAGUUGUAUAUUCUGUCCUAACCACUGAGCACAGUAAACUGCCUGCUGCUACCGAUGGACUUCCUCUGUACAAAGGCCAGCCUGAGAUGCUUGAAGUGAAUACUCAGCACAAUUCAGAAUCCGAUUACUUUGCAAGAGAUGGGCCUUCAAGCAACAGUUCUUUCCACAGCAGUGAGGGGGAGGGGACAGACCAUGAGGUGGACAUCUUGGAUUGUAGUGGGUCCAGGCCUUUACUUAUGGACUCAGAAGAAGAAGAGGAGUCCAGUAAGUUGCAAUCAACACUCAAGGAAAGAUUUGUGGCUUCCAAAGAAGAUUCCAAGCCCCAGCCUUCCCAGAGGGGUAUGGGGAAAGCUCUGUUUACAGCCUUUAAGCAGCACUCCGGAGAGAUUUUCAAUGAGCCAGAUGUCUUUGCCACGGCUCCUUUCCGAAGCUCAAGAAUAGUGCAUGAUGAGUUGGACAUCUUUACCAAAGCUCCCUUCAUCUCCAAGAACAAUGUUCCUGUCAGGCAGCCAGAAGAGGCAGAUGUAUUCCUAAGUGCCCCUUUCACAAAAAAGAAAAGCUUGGAAGAGUUGACUUCUCAUAACAUUUCUAAGGAGCCUCACUCUCCAGCCUCUUUCCUAGGUCAAACUGGUGAUGUCCAACAUGUAGAUAACUCCAAGUUCCAAAACUUGGAUACAGGAACAUGCGGAUUGUCUGUCUCAUCUAGAGCCCAAUACUCCAUGGUAGGGUUUAUUCAGUCAGCCAACCUUCCGUCUCAUUCCAUAAGACCAGUGGAGACCCAAGAAGGCAUUUCUCCCAAAGCUACAUUUAAAGAUCUUGGUGGCAUUCCUAAUGAUAAAAACCAAGGACAUGCACUCUCCCAAGAAGCCGUCUUGGGUUCAAUGGUUAGUAAGCCUUUCCGUCCACAGUCUCUAUCAAAGUAUUCCCGUCACUACAGUCCGGAAGAUGGGCAGGGUCUGGAAGUCCAACCCAUAGCAGCAUACAAAGUGGUUUCUCAGACCAACAAACAGGCUAUCGCAGGAUCUGUCUCUAUUGCUUCUCUGUCUUCCAGGACUAAAGAGCUACCCAGUGUUGACCCAUUUGCUUCAGCACCCUUUCCUUCCAAAUCAGGAAAGCAAAAGCCUUAAACAGUCUGAGAGAAAUGGGGGAUGUGCAUUUCUCACAGGACCUUCAAUCUCUUAGUUGAAACAAGCAACCAUAGCAAUAUAUAUUUUUGUUCAAAACUCCAGUUGCGGUGAUAGUUAGUUCAACCAUUUUAAGUUAUGUUAGAUAGUUUCAGGAUAUUGAAUUCCAGGCUCUGGAGGUUUUUCCCAUCCUUUUUUUUAGUUGCUAUUUUUCCCCAAUACUUUUUAGAUUCUUAUUUAAACCAGUAAUAUUCCAUAUUUUCUGGCUUCAGUGUGGGGAAAUCCAUUGGAGAUAAAAUGAAUUAUCAUUAAUACUAGCAUACAGUUAAGAUGCCAGAGCAGAUCAAUCAGGACAAGCUAAUGCUCUGGAGAAGAACUGAGUUUGAAGUAGAAAGGUUGUCAUGAUUUUUUUUUUUUUCUUACCAAGGGGAAUUCUGGAAGAGACCAAAGGACAACUCUUCCCAACUGUUAAUGUCAUCACAAAGCCAGGAACUGUAGAUUGGCAACUUGAUGAACUGUGUGUGUGUGUGUGUGUGUGAUAUAGAUCAUAUGCACGUGGAGUAAAAUUGACACGUGCCACUAGUCCUACCAUGAGACCUACACACCAUGGAAGUCCUGUUUUAAGUUAUUGCAUAGGCCUUGUGUUGGCCUUCUUGCCUAUAAGAAGUUUUCACUCAUUGCAGAUGUAAUAGGCAAUUUUCACUGCCUGCAGGUGUAAUACAUGAAAAUGUAUAUCUUUCUUUGGGCAUGAUCCAAAACCAGUUGAAGUCAAUGGAAAGACUUCAAUGAGCUUUGGAUCAGCUCUUUGCUUUGCUGAUACUUCCAUACAUGCGUACCUAGGACCUGAUCACAAUCUUUCAGACACAUUCUUCCUGUCACAUUUGGCUACACUCUAGAAAUACCAUGAUCCUACUGUGUUACUAAGGAAAAGGACAGUUGCUUAGUAUUUAUAAUAUAAUUUAAAAUGUUAGUGUAUCACACUUGAGUUUAGAGGAAAAUGUAGUUGUUUAGUGUGGAAGUUAAUUGCGAUAUUUGUCAUGUGUUACUGUUGGUGGCUGAGCAGGGGUACAGUUGACCUCCUUAGGAAUUGUUAGUCUGCCCCCAUGUCUUUUCGCAAAGGAAGGAAAAAGGCAAGUAUCCUUGAUUAAUAAGCAUCCAUAUUUAAUGGCAAGUACCAGGUAGCAAAACAGUCCCUGCCAAAUCAGUUGGUUUUUCAAGCUAUUUCACCCCAGAAAACACUUCUAAACGUCAGACUGUAGGGAUGCUUUUGACUGCUGACCAUUAAUAGUGCUGUCCUUUUUUUAAAAUGUCAUCUGGCAUAUCCAGAGAAGCCACUCUCCUAGUGAACAUCCUAGAAGAGGGCGAUCUCGGGAAGGUCUCCAUGACAGUCUCAUUUUCUAAGGACCUGAUCCAAUGCCUAUUUGAAGUCAAUGGAGACAGUCCCGUUGACGUCAGUAGUCUGUGGAGCCGGCUCUUAAAAGCGUAGCUAUGACUUUGUUCCCAGUUUAAUUUGACAACUUAAUAAUAAAUGGCCUAGAGCUUUGCACUGAAAACGAAGAGAAAAUUCUGCCCUUGGUUACACUCGCAACAUCUCCUUGAAUUCUCUGGGCUUAGGGCAGGGUUGGUUUGCCGAGGUUUUAAAAGUUUGUAAAUAGAUAGUGUGGGACUGGUGUUAGGUUCUGCCAUCUUACAAGAUGGGCACGUGCUCCUAGAAACUGUUGUCUUUUAGCUUUAUUGAACGGAGUAUGUAGCGGGGGUUCUCCUCUCUCACUGGUGUCAAUCAGGGCAUGACUUGUAAAUCCAGCAGUCUCUCACAAGUGUAAAGCUGGUGUAACUGAGUGUAGAAUCCGGUCCAGUCACGUAAACAUGAGACUUUCCAGUCUCACCGGAAACUGCUUUGCAAAAACUCAGACCUAUGACGUUGAGCUCCCAGGUGCCCAAAUAACUGCUCAAGGAACAUAGAAUGCACAUUGAAACUACAUAUGAGCAGAUCUUUGCUAUGCAAAGCAAAACAUUUAGUCCUACAGCUCACUGUUAACAUCACAGCCAGAGAGAGCAAAUUAGAACAAACUUGUCUGCCACCAAAUGGGAGAGGAUUAAUGAAACACUGUUCCUCUUCCCCUGCCCAACCCAUACUGCAGUCAGAGUGACACGAUCCACAUUUUGCUGGUGGACUUGUGCAGCUCUGACUUUAGCAGGGCUGUACGAAUGUAACCAAGGGUAAAGAACUUGACCUUAUGUGUUUAAUACUCAGGUAGGGGAGGGAAGAAUACUUGAAAAUAAGGAGCAUAGAUUGCUGGUGGUUGGUGACAUGGUUAGCCUAGCUCAGGUUAAGUAGAACCUCUUUUUUGUUUUGUUUUUAAAGGUGGGCAACUUCCUGCUGCUUGUCCGUUAUGUUUCAAGUUAGAUUUUGUAGCUCUGUGGUGGUAGCGGACCUUGUCAGCCAUCCUAGAAAAUGAAGUACUGUAGGCCCGUUUCUGAGUUUCUUGGAAAUAACAUUUUUUCCCAACUAAACUGAGGAUAUAGUUUGUGUGUGGGUGGCUUGGUUGGUUGAUUUUUAAAAACAAAAAAAUAACUUCUCAAAUGCGUUACUGCUGGAAUAGAUGAAUGUGGAAUGCCUGGAACAUCUGCGAUGUCAAACUGUGAAAUACAAGGCAUACAGAUGAGGCUUAGUAUUCGGGCCCAGAUUCGUCCUUGCACUUCUGCAAUCCCCUGUUAUGGUCACUUGCGGAACCUGGAGACAGAACUUUGCUCUGAACUGUUAAUUUCACUUGGUGAGGUAGUGGAGGGAAGGAAAGAGAAAUCUAGAUACUAUGGGAUUGAAUAUGGUGUAAAUGAGGAGCCACUCCAUGGAAAUAGUUACACCAGCAUAAAUGGGAUGAGAACUGGACCCAUUGUCUCUGAUAACUGGAUUCCCAAACCUAGGUCCUUAUCUUUUUUUUUUCUUUUAAUGGCUGUGUCCAUAUAUUUUUUGACUUGAAAAAGUUACUACAGAGCUCUGUUGCUCUAAUGUCUGUUACUUGGAAUGCUUGACUUUUUGUGAAAAGUACUGAUGGAAAAGUAUUGGCAAAUCCUUCUUCAGACUCCUGCUAGGAUCCAGCUCCUUGCUUUCUUGCCAAUUAGUGUCCAUAAUGAAGACCUGAAUUGCAGGUAAUUCAGAUCUAGCUAUCUUACACUGCCAGGCAGGAUAGAAAGGGAGAAUGGGAAAUGUACAGUAGUUUUGACAGAUGAGCGUAUUUUCCUCAAUUUCUUUAUGUAGGUUUGUUAUGGAUUGAAUUUUCCAACCAAGACGUUGACAGUUUUUAUGAAAAGCAAGUUAAAAUUGUGCACAAGAAACUAACAAUCCUGCUAGUAAACCCAACAGGUGAAUAGUUUAACUAUGUACAGGAGCACUCUGUUCAGAUGAGUUCAUUUUGCUCAGUCUACCAAGUACUGGAAUUUUGCUUAUGAUCAGAAAACUCUGAAAAUUAUAUCUCAUUGCCCUGUUAAUCUGAUUUUUUUCAGAUCAACUCUUUUCCCUCCCCCCACCUCUCAAGUUGCCAGCAUGACAACCUCAACCUGACCAAUAAAAAAUGGAGUUGUGAUCUCCCUAUACAAUCUAAAGUUCACUGUUUUUAAUGCAUUUGGCAGAAUGUACUAUGGAGCUUCUGGGUUUUUUGGCAAUCUUGAUUUCAUAAGGCUUUGACUUUUUUACUGUUCACUAGACAGAGCUACACAAUACAAAUACAAUUUAAACCACUUUUCUGAACAUAAGCACAACUUAAAAAGUUCUGUUAAAUUUCUUAUUUCUGCCACUUCCCGGUAGCCAUUAAAAUUGAAGCAAUCGGUUUUCUGUUUUGGCUCUGGCCAAAAAUGAUAAAGUUCCCUUUUCAGAAGCAACCAAGACCUGUUGAAUUUCAAGGACCGUAGUCUCCUAAGAUACGUGGUGCUUUUGAAAAUAGCACCCCUUCCAGUUUCACAAUUGGAUUGAUGCAGACCGUGCCUGCCUGGAAUCCCAUCAAGGUCACUCGUUUAAGGGCCCAUCUGCACAAAAUAGGGUCUUGGUGAACUUCCUGGUUGGCCUUUAGCAAUUGCAGAGCAAAGCGCUCUCUCUAAGCUCUGCAACUCAGUGGCUGUUCCUAAUUAACUUUCUAGGAAGGAGGAGAAAACUCCUCCCUUCAUGAUAGCAGCAGUAGAAUGAGGGGAGGCCAUUUUUGUUCUGAUUCUCGUUCCUCCCACUUCCUUCCCCACCUUGAUAUUAAAUAUACUACAAGUGUCAUCCCACAAAUCACAUAAGAUUUCUCCUAGUUGUCCCCCCUUUCCAAAUGCAGUCACGGCACAGAAAGAACUCAAAUAUAAUUUCAUCCUGCUGCGCUGACAAAUACCAGUCAGUCCUGUGACAAUCUUCCGCUUCUGUAAUUCUCAAUUGUGGAUGUGGUGGAGUCGUUUCCCAGUUCGCUGCCAAUUUAAAUUUGAGUUUGGUUAAACCCUUUCCUUUGGAAAGGCUUAAUCAGAGCUUCUGCACGCACAAAUUCAGGCCAGGCAAUCAGCUCAGCUCUGUGCAUCUCACUCCCUUUGCAUUUUUACAAUGAUCAUAGCCAUAAGAGCUGCUUUCAUAUUAGCCUGCAUCUUCUUUAUCUUACUGCUCUAUUUCCAAGACUCGUAACUGCAUCUGCUCUCCCUUCCAGCCAGCUCAGUACUAUGGUAUAUGUGAUAAGUGUUGAGUUUACAAUCUUAUUAUCUUGAAGCCAGUGUGCACUCAAUCUGCAAUCUACAGUAUGCAUGGAGCACACAGAAGAUCCUAAACUUGCAAGAAACCCAUGUAACCAAUCCCGAAACUGUAGCGGGGCAUGUUUUCAGCUACAUUUAAUAUAGCAAGUUUAUACUGAAUGGGCUCGCUAUAACUGUGAGACUCCAAAUCACUCCAAAGUGGGAAUCGGUUACAUUAAUUCAGCUUCCACCAAAGACUGUCAUGUUGGAGAGUUGGUUAUUGUUUGGGGUUUUAUUUAAAUCCAGGCCUUUUUAGAACACUCAAAGACUCCAAAGUAUUUUUGCUCUAGGUAUUUUCACUGUGUAAUCUUGUUCUGCUUUUGAAACACAUUCCUGAAUUAUGAUCAGCUGUGGUGGUGAUCCUGCUAAACCAUGGCCUUUAGUUUUUGUUGUAUGUACUGUAAAUGCUCUACUGUUACAAUAAAUAUAGACUUGCCACCUGUGAAAUUAGAGGGGUAAUCACUGAUUACUUCCCCAUCCCCCCCAAGAAAGAAAGAGAGAAAAUAGAAAAAGGGAUUAAUAAUCUUAUGCAGGUGUAGGGAGGGUAGAUUAUGUUCUGGCUGAGGAAGCCUGAUGAGAAAAUAUCCAGUGGAUCUGAAUGAGGCAGAUUCCACUAAGCAUUGACUAAGAUAGUGAAAGACACUCUUAAUGUCACAGAAAGCCUGAGUUGGACAUGUCAGAUAACUGGGAAUACAAUCUGUGUGCAACUGUAGGCUGUGUAUUGUAAGACCAGAGCUUCAUUCAAAUCCCAUCUUUAUUCGGGUGAAAUCAGAAUGGUGUUGGAAACACCUCUGCCUGGCAGACUAUCAGAGUCCUGUUGCACUCCAGGUGUGAUUCUGCUAUGUUUCUGAGAGUCUUGAUGAAGAAAUGUUAAAGCUGUAAACUUAUGUACAUCUUAUUAAAAACCUUAUCUGAAUAAAAUGCA
Mauremys reevesii (Reeves's turtle) is the source of this 10046-nucleotide messenger RNA. It is a transcript of the gene AAK1, whose product is annotated as AP2 associated kinase 1. The record is from RefSeq and is a predicted model, not a curated record. NCBI's taxonomy places the organism in Eukaryota, Metazoa, Chordata, Testudines, Geoemydidae. The transcript is spliced from 22 exons. Gene Ontology annotation, biological process: protein phosphorylation. The coding region runs from base 518 to 4375 and encodes 1285 amino acids. Gene Ontology annotation, molecular function: ATP binding; protein kinase activity.